Messenger RNA from Scomber scombrus (Atlantic mackerel), 4401 nucleotides. It is a transcript of the gene klhl26, whose product is annotated as kelch-like family member 26. The transcript has 3 exons. NCBI's taxonomy places the organism in Eukaryota, Metazoa, Chordata, Actinopteri, Scombriformes, Scombridae. Bases 350 to 2164 code for a protein of 604 amino acids. Gene Ontology annotation, molecular function: protein binding. The record is from RefSeq and is a predicted model, not a curated record.
UCUCCGUAACUUUAACGGAUUACGCCGCUACUUGUAAUUAGUUACUCCCCAACACUGCCCAUUAAGACCCACUGGUCAGCCUCAAAUGGGAACCAGUAUACCUGUGGACAUGUGACCGUGGCGCCACCCAGUGGCCAAAAACAGUCAGUGCAGCGGGAGGACCGGUGGCAAACAUCCAGUUAGGAGAGGUCAUCGCCACAAGACGUGGGAAGAGACGGCUGUUCUCAGUUCAUGCCUGGGUAACAGGCUUUGUCCGUACUUUUUUAACGCCAUGAGGAGGCCAAUUGUGCCGCUGACCUCCUGGUAAUACUCCUGAAAAUGCCCCAUGCGUAUUGCUCUGUGCUAGAAGAUGGCGGAGUCGGAUGGUGGGGAUUUUGCAUCGAAACAGCCGCAGAGCAGUAUGGCUAACAAGAAUAGCACCCUGCGCUGUACAUUCUCAGCCCCGAGCCACAGUGCCACCCUCCUCCAGGGCUUGUCAAUCUUGCGGGCUCAGGGCCAACUACUUGACGUCGUUCUGGCCAUCAAUGAGGAGCGCUUCCAGGUCCACAAAGCUGUGCUGGCCGCCUGUAGCGAUUACUUCAGAGCAAUGUUUACAGGAGGCAUGAGGGAGUCAAAUCAAGAUACCAUUGAGCUGAGGGGUUUGUCCGCCCGAGGGUUAAAGCAUAUCAUUGACUUUGCCUACAGUGCAGAAGUCACUUUAGACCUGGACUGUAUUCAGGAUGUCCUCGGAGCAGCUGUCUUUCUCCAAAUGGUUCCUGUUGUGGAUCUCUGUGAGGAGUUCCUCAAGUCUGCAAUGAGUGUGGAGACCUGCCUGCACAUCGGCCAGAUGGCCACCACUUUCAGCCUGUCUUCCCUCAAGGAGUCAGUGGACGCCUUCACAUUUCGCCACUUCCUCCAAAUUGCAGAGGAAGAGGACUUUCUGCACAUUCCCAUGGAGCGCCUCAUCUUCUUCCUGCAGAGCAACAAACUGAAGAACUGUAGCGAGAUUGACCUCUUCCACGCUGCCAUCAGAUGGCUCCAAUAUGACGAGUCUCGCCGGGCUCAAGCUAGCAGUGUCCUCUGCCAUGUGCGCUUCCCGCUCAUGCACUCGUCUGAACUGGUGGACAGUGUUCAGACGGUGGACAUCAUGGUGGAGGAUGUGUUGUGCCGCCAGUAUCUCCUCGAGGCCUUCAAUUACCAAAUUCUUCCUUUCAGACAGCAUGAGAUGCAGUCCCCACGGACACUCAUUCGUUCUGAUGUCAUUUCACUCAUCACGUUUGGUGGAACGCCCUACACUGACAAUGAUCGCACCGUAAGCACCAAGGUGUACUACCUCCCUGACAUCGCCUCCCGCCAGUUCAAAGAGCUGACAGAGAUGGAGACAGGGUGCAGCCAUGCUUGUGUUGCCGUGCUUGAUAACUUUGUGUACGUCGUUGGUGGACAGCACUUACAGUACCGAAGUGGUGAGGGGGCAGUAGACAGCUGUUUCCGCUACGACCCUCACCUGAACCAGUGGCUGCGUAUCCAGUCCUUGCAGGAGGCACGAAUCCAGUUCCAGCUCAACGUGCUGCAUGGACAGCUGUAUGCCACCGGAGGGCGCAAUCGAUCUGGCAGUCUGGCAUCCGUAGAGUGUUACUGCCCAAAGAAGAAUGAGUGGACAUAUGUGGAACCAUUAAAACGCAGGAUUUGGGGUCAUGCAGGGACACCCUGUGGAGAAAAGCUAUAUAUCUCAGGAGGUUAUGGCGUCUCAUUGGAUGACAAGAAAACUUUUCACUGCUAUGACCCGGUAGCUGACCACUGGGAGUUCAGAGCUCCCAUGAAUGAACCCAGAGUGCUGCAUGCCAUGAUCAGUAGCAGGGAUCGGGUUUAUGCUUUAGGUGGUCGCAUGGACCAUGUGGACCGCUGUUUUGAUGUGCUGGCGGUCGAGUAUUACAAUCCAGAGAACGACUACUGGACCACCGUCAGUCCCAUGAGAGCAGGGCAGUCUGAGGCUGGCUGCUGUUUACUGGACAGAAAGAUCUACAUCGUCGGUGGCUACAACUGGCACCUGAAUAACGUCACAAGCAUCGUUCAGGUGUACAACACAGAGAGAGAUGAGUGGGAGAGGGAUUUGCAUUUCCCAGAGUCCUUUGCUGGCAUCGCAUGUACUCCAAUUAUACUUCCACAAAACACCACACAACGCUAACCAUCUGACCCAGCAACUGUGGAGAUCUGAUUCCAUGUGCUCUUUCUGCUGACUAUUACGUCAAGGUGUGAACUUCAUGUAAACCACUGGUGUGCGUGCGUGUGUGCGUGCGUGCGUGCGUGUUUGUGUGUGUUCAUUUGAGGAAAUUACCUGAAAAGCUAGUAAACAGCAUUACUCUGAUUAAUGUAUUAUUUUCUAUCCUUGCAUUGGGUGAGGUAAAUUUAAUCAUCAGACAGACCUUCAUUAAAAAUGAUCAAGUUUAGAUUUGGAACUAACAUUAUGUCCAGAAACUCUUGAAGGUCUUUAUGUUAAGACACUUUUCUUACACAGAACUAAAGGUUUGUCAGUAUUUAACUAACAAUUUAAAAGUGCUUUCAUUUGAUGUGUAAAUCCGUGUGAACAAAUUUGUAAACUGUGCGCAUGGAUUACAUGUCCUCUUCUGUUCUUCAGCUAAUGGACCUGCCUUGCAAGGACUGUGGUGACAUCUGCCCAGUAAAAACAGUUUCAUCUAGAUUUAACAGCAGAUUGCUGCUUGACUGCUCAUUUCAGUGUUGGUUUUCAGAUGAAAGCACAAAUGCUACAUGACUCAUAAAAGCUGGAAACUCCCAAAAACACAAAGCUAAAUAAAUUAGAUUUUACUAUUGUUAAAUCUGCCAUUAAGUAAUAAUAAUAAUAAUAAUAAUAAUAACCAAAAAAGUUAAAGUCUACAAAUCAGAAAUGAAUGUCGGAUUUCUCAUUGUCAUACAGGUUUCAAACCCCUACUUUCCAAAUGAAAGUCCAGUGUAUUAACCAUUUAAUAAUUACCAUACAAAGUUUUACAAAUCCGUCUGCACGGAAGUUUUUUUUCUACCCUUUGACCCCAGGAGGGCUCCAUUCACUAGUUGAUGAAAAACCUCUUGGUGUGACAUCUCCUGUCUUUACGAUCAUCUUACACUUGCCCAUUUGGAAAUUUUAAGAUCACUGGCAAGUGAACUUAAAUGAUAAUAAUAAUGAAAAUGAGUUUUCUUUCAUACUAGCAUUACUAACAUUAAUAGCUGUUUAUAUUACUUAAUUUAUAUGAUUUAGUCUGUAUUAUUUUAUUACCAGUCAAAGGCUUAAGUUACAGACUGUACAAAUAGUCUUUUUUUUAUUUGAUCCUUUAUCAGCAGUGGUGUCACUUCUUACAAAAAGUGGAAAUCUAAUUUUUGAAGAUGGGUCUUGAGUGGCUUUUUGCUGUGCAAAGCUAUUAACUGGAUCAAAUGUUAAAAUGUUGUACAUUUUGCUUGUACAGGAUUUUAGCUUUUGUGAUUCCUUUUUAUAUUUUUCAUUGGCUCUUUUAAUUCUUGUUAUAUUUGUUAUAAUUGUAUUAUUCAAACAAUCAAUAAUACAACCAACUAAAAAUCUCUUCGUUUUACGUGUGUUUACUCAAAUCUGUGUGUCAGUGAACAGUAAUGAUUGCACAAAUGAACAUGAGCAGUGGAUUUAAAAUUAUUAUUAUUAUUUUUUUUUUUUAAACUUUUAAUCAGUUUCUCCUUGUUUUGUUUUUUUAAUUGUCACUGCCCUUGUGUUUCCUGAAUUUAAACCCCCACUGACACACUACCUGUCUUGUCAGUCAGCUUAACAAACCAGUGUGGACGUCUUGCGGCAGCUACAUAAAUCAUUCAUUCAUGUGUGUGUGUGUGUGUGUGUGUGUCCAUGGGGGUGUCAGUGUGUGGUGCUCUUUGUAUUAAACAAGUGCUAUAUCUUUCAUACAAAACCAUCACAGUAUCAUUUAUCCUUCCAGUGGAUAAUAAUUGAUUAAUUGAUUGAUUGAAAUCUUUAAUAAUCUUUUAAAAAGUUAAGAUUUAACUUCUGAGUUAUUGUUUAAAAACCCUUAAAAAUCUGUAAUUCAUCAAAAUAGUACUCAAACUGUUCAUUUUUCAUGGCUGAUAGUAGGUUUUUUUUUGUUUUUUUUUACUGCAUUGCUGCACUUUUUACACUGAAUUUAUCAGACAUCUGAUUCAGCUGCUGAAUUUAAAUCAAGAUUAAAAUUCCAGUUUUUCUUGACUAUCCAUGUGACCAUCAACAUGAUGGCAGGGAUGUCUGUUUUAAAACUGUUUCCUGUUUGCCUUAGUGAGUCUUUGUCCUGUUUUACCUGUACUAGUAAAAGCACAUUAUAUUGUUGGAAGUGCAAUAUAAAGAAACCGCUGUAGUCAAAGGGGAAUGUAGACAUUUGUGUAGCUUUAUGUGCAUCCUUUAUUAAAGAUGUAUCAUGUUUU